This is a messenger RNA of Procambarus clarkii (red swamp crayfish), 345 nucleotides long. The record is from RefSeq and is a predicted model, not a curated record. NCBI's taxonomy places the organism in Eukaryota, Metazoa, Arthropoda, Malacostraca, Decapoda, Cambaridae.
AUGGUUCCCAACCCGCCGUCCGCCGGCCCACCCGCCGUCCGCCCGCCGGCCCACCCGCCGUCCGCCCGCCGGCCCACCCGCCGUCCGCCCGCCGGCCCACCCGCCGUCCGCCCGCCGGCCCACCCGCCGUCCGCCCGCCGGCCCACCCGCCGUCCGCCCGCCGGCCCACCCGCCGUCCGCCCGCCGGCCCACCCGCCGUCCGCCCGCCGGCCCACCCGCCGUCCGCCGGCCCACCCGCCGUCCGCCCGCCGGCCCACCCGCCGUCCGCCCGCCGGCCCACCCGCCGUCCGCCGGCCCACCUGCCGUCCGCGAGUUAUGUUCACAAUUUCAAGAGACGCGGCAUAA